AUGCGAAUUUACUCAGAACAGGGUGUGGCGCCGUUCCAGUGCACCCCGCUCUCAGCCAGUGCGCCGCGCUCGCUGCGAAUCUUUGUCUAUCCGCUUCCUGCAGAGUUCAACACGCGUGUGAUUGAGCACAACCUGGCGCAUCCGCCCGACAUGCGCGAUCCGGUCUGCACGACGAGCUUUUACUCGAGCGAGUGGGCGUUCCACCAGUUGCUGCUCGACAGUCCGCUGCGGACGCUCAACCCGCGCGACGCAGACUACUACUAUGUCCCCGUGUAUGGGACAUGCCACGGCUUCAACCGGAUGGCGGUGCAGCCGAACGCGAGCGCCGAGCUGUUCAGCGCCGCGCUGGACUGGAUCACCUCCCAUGGGAGCAUCCCGCGGGACACGCUGCCGUGGCGCUACGACCCGUACAGUCCUGACUGGAACAGUCUCGGCACCAUUGAGCAGGUGGCGACGCGGGGCGAGUACCCGCCAUUCCCCGCGUUCGCCCAGGACCACUUGUGGCUUUUCUCCCAAGGCCACGGCGCCAAGCUGUUUGGAGACUAUUCAAGAAUCAAGAACGCAGUCUUCCUGACCGCGAAUGGCCAGCUGUCCGCGGCCGAGUUUACGCUGGCAAAGGAUGUGACGAUUCCGCCGCGAUUGACGCACUACGUCCCAACGCCAAUUUACGCCAACAAGUCUGUUGACGAGCUCGAGGUCAUUUUGACGGGCCAAAGACCGACAUUGGCAUGCUUUGGCGGGACCAAACUGCCCUGCUUUGUGAACGAUGCUCGAGGAUCAUGCCACUCCCGAGGCGUUCGGCCCUACCUGAAAGAAACCUUCAGCAAGCACCCGGACUUUCGCAUUCUCGGCAUUCGGUCGAGUGGCUACGAAAAGGCACUUCGCUCGUCGACAUUUUGCCUGUGCCCCGAAGGAUGGCACGCCUGGACGCCGCGCGUUUUUGAAGCGAUUCUCUCGGGAUGCAUCCCCGUGCUCAUCUCUGACGACCUGGCGCUCCCAUUCGAAAGCCUCAUUGACUAUGACGCGUUUAUUGUGCGCAUUCCGCCUGCCCGUGUUGCUGCAGAUCUUUUGUCGACGCUACAGAGCAUUUCGCACCAAGACGUUCACGGUGAUGCAUUCUGCUCCAUCCUCGAGCAGUUGUACCUGAAAAAGCGGCAGGCGAGUCGGCGCUGGGCCGACCAGAAGGAUGUCGAGUUUCGACGAUGGGUCGAAGCCGGAGGAUCGCCGUAA
Capsaspora owczarzaki ATCC 30864 is the source of this 1230-nucleotide messenger RNA. RefSeq lists its product as hypothetical. NCBI's taxonomy places the organism in Eukaryota, Filasterea, Ministeriida, Capsasporidae. Gene Ontology annotation, molecular function: glycosyltransferase activity. The coding region runs from base 1 to 1230 and encodes 409 amino acids. The record is from RefSeq and is a predicted model, not a curated record. The transcript has 2 exons.